This is a messenger RNA of Rosa chinensis, 1585 nucleotides long. RefSeq lists its product as uncharacterized. Gene Ontology annotation, molecular function: S-adenosylmethionine-dependent methyltransferase activity. Lineage: Eukaryota; Viridiplantae; Streptophyta; Magnoliopsida; Rosales; Rosaceae. The record is from RefSeq and is a predicted model, not a curated record. The coding region runs from base 371 to 1219 and encodes 282 amino acids. The transcript has 6 exons.
AACAGUAAUAAUAGUAAAGAGAAGAGAUUGGAGGAGACACGCAGACGCAGGCAGUAGUAGCCCAUUGAGAUUGAGAUUGAGAUUGAGAUUUGAGAUUGAGCAAAAGCCAAAAAGAAACAAGAGAGAAGGGCAAAGCAAAAUCCUUUAUACGAAAUUCCUAUUCCUUAUUCCAUGCACAAUUAGUUGUUGUUUUGAUAUCUGUUCUUCUGCUCUCUUGUUAUUCAAUUUUGUUGUGAUUGGAUUUUUGCAAUUAUCUAAAAGAGAGAGGAAAAGGGUGGCUUAGAAAGACGGACAGACAGACACAAGGAAAGGAAAAGCUUUUUAUCUUUACUCGCGGCGGCCUCAAAGCCAGCAAGGAAGGAAGGAAGGAAUGAGCAGCCCAGCAGUACGUUUGAGGCUUUUCUUGCCUCUAACCCCCACCAUUACUCCCCGAUAUCCAUUACACUUACCCUCCUCCUCCAAGUUCCUCAAAUCCUUCUCCUCCUCCUCCUCCUCCUCUUCUCUCUCAUCUCACCAAACAUGUGCCUGGAACACAACCUCAUCUCACUCCAAACGCCGCAAGUGGCUUUGCGGACAAAUGAGAAGAGAUCAAGAUAUUGAUAAUCGAUCAACUGAAGACAAGAGUGGCAUGAACAUGUUUGGUUCCGAUGAAGAAAUAGGCACCCAAAUCCCAACUCAAGCUCAAUCUGUUGUUGAAGGAUCCGGAGCAGUUAUGGUUUCAGAGUUUAGACCUGCAGCUGAUGUGGAUUAUCUACAGGAGUUAUUAGCCAUUCAGCAACAAGGCCCCAGAUCAAUUGGCUUUUUUGGGACCCGGAAUAUGGGAUUCAUGCAUCAAGAACUUAUUGAGAUACUUAGUUAUGCGAUGGUUAUCACUAAAAAUCACAUUUAUACAUCAGGGGCAUCUGGUACUAAUGCAGCUGUUAUCAGGGGUGCUUUAAGAGCAGAGAAACCAGAACUGCUUACUGUAAUCUUGCCUCAAAGCUUAAAAAAGCAACCUCCAGAGAGCCAGGAAUUAUUGUCAAAAGUCAAGAAUGUGAUAGAGAAGCCUCACAAUGAUCAUCUACCGCUGCUAGAAGCCAGCAGGUUGUGCAAUAUGGACAUCAUUUCACAUGUACAGCAAGUAAUAUGCUUUGCGUUCCAUGACAGUAAAUUGUUAAUGGAAACAUGUCAAGAGGCAAAAAAUCUCCGCAAAAUUGUGACGCUGUUCUACCUGGAUUAAAACUAUUGUUUCCUCUGUCCAUACAUUUUUAGGGAGGGAGAGACGGGGUGGGAGAGGGAGCUUAUUUUUGGUUUGUAAAGAAUUAGAUGGAUCAGAUCGCAUGAUUUUGUAGUGAUAGUGAGGGAGGUGGCCAAUUUGCUUCUCUUUUCGUAAUUGGAAAGAGCAUAUAUUUACCAACCUUGGAGGUGAAUGUUGGUGCAUACUACACGUUAUGCAUAAUUUAUAUGCCCGGUAUCGUGCGACUGCGGCACAUUGAAUUCAAUGACAGCCCUAGAGAUUUGUCUCAAUGAUCAAUCGAAACUCGAUAUAAUUUUGCAAGUGGAUUAGGUGAACAAGAAAGCACAUUAUAGUAUUAUAUUGUCCCAA